This is a messenger RNA of Lacerta agilis (Sand lizard), 291 nucleotides long. Its product is annotated as small nuclear ribonucleoprotein F-like. Gene Ontology annotation, molecular function: RNA binding. Gene Ontology annotation, cellular component: catalytic step 2 spliceosome; U1 snRNP. Lineage: Eukaryota; Metazoa; Chordata; Lepidosauria; Squamata; Lacertidae. Gene Ontology annotation, biological process: spliceosomal snRNP assembly; mRNA splicing, via spliceosome. The record is from RefSeq and is a predicted model, not a curated record.
AUGAGUCUGCCUCUCAGUCCAAAGCCCUUCCUAAACAGGCUGACUGGGAAGGCAGUGAGGGUGAAGCUGAAGUGUGUGUGGGGGGGGGUGGAAUACAAAGGCUACCUCGUCUCCGUUGAUGGCUACAUGAACAUGCAGCUUGCAAAUACAGAAGAAUAUAUUGAUGGUGCAUUAUCUGGACACCUUGGUGAAGUUCUGAUAAGGUGCAAUAAUGUCCUAUAUAUAAGGGGUGUGGAAGAAGAAGAAGAUGGAGAAAUGAGAGAAUAACUAUUGGGGGGGGGAGUUGUUUUU